AUGCAAAAAGUUGCGCCAAUUCGUGCUGAGGAUUGUGACUUAGUCUGUCCCAUUACGUUACGAGUCUUUCAAGAUCCAGUGAUAGCUGCAGAUGGCCGUACGUAUGAACGUGAAGCAAUUAUACGAUGGAUCACAGAACAUGGUACAAGUCCAUUUACACGACAGCCACUGGAUAUCAAAGACUUACGGCCAAAUUAUCAUGCGAAAGGUAUGGCUGAUCGGCGACCAAGCUCGACGUUAUCUUACAGUAAAUUUGAUGAAUCAACCAUUUAUCGAAGUUCACGAGUGACGCCUGCCAACAACGAAGUGCCUACAAAUAAAACCGGAAAUGACCAUGGAUCGGAUGAAGGCUGGUGCUGCCGACGCCGACUCUUUAUUCUAAUCAUAGUUCCAGUGUUGGUUGCUUUGUUGAUAUGUGGCCUCAUUGUCGGUCUUCUUAUGCGUAAGUAUUCUAGUAUGUUCUCAAAGAGUACACCAUCUAUCUCUAUAUGUAUUCCAUGCACGUAG
This is a messenger RNA of Rotaria sp. Silwood2, 507 nucleotides long. The record is from the annotation of a GenBank genome assembly. Lineage: Eukaryota; Metazoa; Rotifera; Eurotatoria; Philodinida; Philodinidae.